Symbiodinium necroappetens is the source of this 894-nucleotide messenger RNA. The record is from the annotation of a GenBank genome assembly. Lineage: Eukaryota; Dinophyceae; Suessiales; Symbiodiniaceae.
AUGGUGCCUACUCCGUUUCUCAUCGGCCUCUCAUGGAUCAUCCAGAUCUUCUGGAAUUUGGACAUUAUCGUCCACUUUCGAACGUGCUUCUACAUGCGCGGCUAUGCUGUCAAGGAUGCCAGGAAGAUUGCCCAGCGCUACCUCAGAGGAUGGUUCCUUUGCGAUUUUUCGAAUGUCUUGGCCGACUUGUACUUAGACUCCCGGGCCUCCUACGCAGUGGCCGUCCUCUCCGAGGUUAACUUCACCAGCGAUCUCUACUAUGUGGUAAUCAUCAAGUUUUUGCUGCGUCUGGUGCGCUUUGCGAAGCUCAAUGGAAUUGCGCAGUCUCUCAUCCGCAGGCUCAACUCGGACACCGCAAUCGCCAAAGCCAAAAUCUUUCUCCUCUCGUGCCAGAUACUUCUUAUGCAGCAUGUGAUGGCCUGCAUCUGGUACAAAGUUGGCGUGGUCUCAGACAAAGGCUGGGUGAGCCAAUUCGAGUUUUCCGAGAAAAACAUGGACUACAGGUAUACCACAGCUUUGCACUGGAUGUUUUGCCAGCUGGGCUUUGGAUCCACUGGCAUUGAAGGGAGCACGACGCUGGAGCGUGUCUUUGGACUCAUUGUUGCGUUCCUGGCGCUGGUCGUCUUCUCCACACUUCUCGGUGCCAUCACGAGCCUCACGAACCAGCUGAACAAGGCUUCCGAGGAGCGCAAACACCAGUUUCGCCAGCUGAGGAAGUACUUGAAUCAGCAUCACAUCAACGAGGACCUCUCCCUGCGGAUUACUGGCUUCCUACAGGAUGCCUACAGCCUUCGCCAGGCACGGCUGGCGGAUUCCCAGGUUGCACUGCUGGAGCUACUGUCCAAGCCCCUGCGCGGAGAGCUGCAAUAUGCGAUGUACGAGAGAUGCCUUGAG